Molecule: messenger RNA, 1696 nt
Organism: Odontomachus brunneus
Lineage: Eukaryota; Metazoa; Arthropoda; Insecta; Hymenoptera; Formicidae
Product: SLIT and NTRK-like protein 4
Exons: 4
Coding region: 1-1668 (555 amino acids)
Cellular component (GO): extracellular matrix
Molecular function (GO): protein binding
Source: RefSeq, a predicted model, not a curated record
AUGGUUUGGAUGUUGUACCUUGGUCAAAGGAGUGUCUAUUUUACUACUAAAAGCGACGAAGAAGGAUCAAAAAUUUGCGACAUCGGACGCAUUUCGAACGACAUUCGGCAAGAGAUAUUCACAAAUCAACUGCAUAAUCAAUCACACAAUAGAUCAUAUAAUAACAGUGAGAAGUAUUGUGACAUUGAAGCAGCAUGCGGGAGCAUCAAAUGUUCUUGCAUACCAGAGGAGUUCGAUCCAGGAGAAGUAAUCAGGACAUUCAUCGAAGAUAUUUUCAAGGUUAAGUGCGACAAGAAAAUCACCAUAAACUUGACACUCGAGAAAUCGAGAUUUUUUGAUAACAAACUUCAAGAGAAGUGGUUGAAAACGGACAUAGAGAUUGCGAGAUUGACUCUUAUUAAUUGCUUCCUGACAACGUUGAGCGACGGAGCAUUUUCUUCGCCUAUAUUUAGCAAGAUGACAAAACUUAUAUUAAAAGAUAAUAACAUAUCUACUUUAAACAAAGCCACAUUUCAUCAUCUUCCGAAACUAGAAUAUCUCUCCAUCGUGAAUAACGAGAUAAAAGAGGCCGAGAAAAAUUUACUUCAGGACGUCGCGACAAAUCUGGCAAAUCUUCAACUCGAGAACGCUAUUAGUGAUACGGAAGUUCUUCGCAAUAUCACGGGAGCAGGCGAUUUAUGGAAUGUGAAAGAGUUAGCAUUACGACACAAUCGUAUCACGAUCAUCAACUCGGAACUUUUCACUGGCGUUCCCGAGAUAGAGAGUCUUUAUUUACAAUAUUCGAGCAUAAAAACUAUUUGCGUGGAUGCAUUCGAACCUAUCUCCGAAUCUAUAAAACAGAUAUUUUUAAACAACAAUAACAUCGAGACUUUACCCGAAGGUUUGUUUGACUCGAUAAUUCUGCGGAAUUCUACUUUUCUUCUAUUAAUGGACAACAAUCCGUGGCACUGCAAUUACAGUCUUAUGUGGGUGCAAGAAAUGAUGGCACUUUACCCGAGGAUAGUACAAAACAUUCCGGUCUGCAGUUUACCCGGAGAAAACACCGGCAAAUUCUUCACGAACGCGAUUUUUUAUAAUCAAUACGACAAUACAUCAACGACAGAUAAGACGAGUGAAAAGCAACCUGACGAUCAACCGUGCGUAAAAAUGUCAAAUGUCACAAUUAUCAGUAUAUUUGUAAGCACGUCGAUAUUAAUAUGUUUUAUAAGCGCAGUAUUAAUGUUCGUCAUAGUACGACGACAUCCCACGAUGCUGCGAGGAAGCAAACGAAUCGUGAUAGUAAAACGCGGGAACCUGGACGUCAUGGUAUUGCCGAAGGGACUUUCAAGCGACAUUAUCGAAUCCGCAAACAAGAACACGAUACCCACGAUCUCGCAGAACUUGCAGGAAGAUGGGUAUAUCGUACUUCUGCCACCGGCGCAAAACUUGACCGACAAGAGCUCCACGAGUUCAGCGUCGAGUAUACACACGAGUGAAGACACGAGUUACAUCUCCAGCAUCGAGCCGACCUUGUCGCAGUUAAACUCAUGGCGACUCAAAAGAUCCGAGUGUACAAGCCGAGAAACCGAACCGCCGCCGUUACCGCCGCAUCCGCAUACUAAUGUCGCGCAACCGUUAUCGAUAAUGACGGACACGGACAAGGAUAAAUCCGAUUCGUGCACGGUGUAACGAUGUAGAAUUCUUUUUUUAUUUAAUA